Messenger RNA from Teleopsis dalmanni, 3488 nucleotides. RefSeq lists its product as uncharacterized. The annotation marks the transcript as partial. NCBI's taxonomy places the organism in Eukaryota, Metazoa, Arthropoda, Insecta, Diptera, Diopsidae. The record is from RefSeq and is a predicted model, not a curated record. The transcript has a single exon.
UAUGGAUUUAAAUAAACAACAUGGAUUCAUUGAAACCAAUGAAGAUAGGUCUAGAGCAAUGUACUACAACAGGGGAAUGAAUAUGAAUGAAUCAAGACAUCACAGACAAUAUUUUAUACCGGAGAGAACAAUAGGCAAUAACAAGGCAUGUGCGUGUUCAAGCAUGCCAGGCAAUAUAAUGUGCAAUGAAUGUAGAACUAAUACAACCACUGAAGAUGGUGGUUGGGGUUCUCAACAUAUAUCAAGAUCAGAUAUAAGGAAUAUUGAUACAAAAGGUGCAAUUAAACAAAAUCCACUUUAUAUCAACUCAAGUGGCAAUAAUAAUGCAUACUGGCAACAAAAUUGUUCGACUGCUGUUCCACAAAUGGACAGAAAUAUCUUAGUUAAGCCUUCCACAACUGAUACAAAUUAUAGUUAUAAGCAACAAUAUCAACAAUCUGAUGGUAUACCUAAUCAUCAACGUGCAAAUUCGAUUAGUACUUACUGUAAGGAACGUUCCUACAACGAAUAUACACCUAAGAGUGAAGUCAAAAUAUCCUACAUGCCCUCAGCUACUUCUGCAGCAUCAAUAUAUAAUAUAGAUAAUCACAAUAACAAUACAGGUGGUGUACUUCGUUCUGGCAAAACUGAUCAACAAGUAAUUAAUCCUAGUAAUAUCCUUUCUACAAAGGAACAACAUCCAAGUCCUAAUUAUGCUCGAAAAUGUCCACAAAUAUUUUCACCUGCAGAACAAAAUUCUACACAUAUGAGUUUGUAUAUGCCAACCCCUCAAUUUAGUUCAGAUAAAUUCAUCAAUGCUCAUAAUCAAAAAUUACGCAUGGAAUCACCACAGCACGAAUAUAGAACAUUGAAUAAUACGACAGUACAAAAACACAUAAUGUCAGAAAAAACAAAAUUGUCAGAAAGUCCAGUACGUUUGUCAUCUCCAAUGACUGGUUAUACAAAUGCAAAUAAAAGCAAAUAUCCAAGUAAUGAAUUGUUGCAGCCAGUUCAGUCAAAUAUAAUGCAACAACAAACGCCUUAUAGAUCUAAUAAUGGUCAAUCAAGAAAUAUUGAUUAUUUUCCACAGAACAAUCCCAAGGUGCAUGCGCCGGAAAUGUCACCCAUCAUAGCAAAGCAAUCUCCUCAUGCUGCUUAUCAGUAUUCUAACUGUACCGUACCACCACCACCACCAACUUCACACAUAUUACCAUUAAGAGGAUCAACAAAUGAUUUAGAUUAUGUUAAAAAAGAAGAUGAUCUGUGUGACAGUCUUGGUGUACCAAAUCGAAAUUUAUAUAUAAAUCCUUAUAACACUCCACCUUCUUCUGAUAGUUGCUAUAAAGAAUCUUCAUCACCUUUUUUGUCUAUAUCUCAUUAUCGUGACGAAUCACCGCACAGUUACAAUAAAUAUAGUAAAUCAACUCAAGAAAUUGAUGUAGCAAAUAAGAUCAUAAAUGUUAAUCAAAAUACUCCACCGCUAAGUAGAACACCUAGUUUUCGAAAUCAGCAAUAUUAUUAUGAAACCUCCAGUAAAUAUGAUGGAAGUCCAUAUGGCACACCAUCUCCAGCAGUGGCUACCGUAGCAUCACCAUCAUCAAUAUUAUCUACACCACAAACUCAAACACCACAUCACAAUGAAUACACUUCACCAUCACAUCGAAUGCAGUCUUAUCAAUCAGCCGCUAUUGAAAAUCGACGACACUCCAAUCAAACGCAAGACAAUGUUCCUUCUCACAUCGAUGCAUAUGAUUUGCCAAUUUCGCAGAAGUCUAAAAUAAAUUGCCCUAAUAAUAUUCCAGCAAUACCAAAUCAAACUACCGGAAUAGUACAAACAGCCCAACAACCCAAGAAAUCUCAUGUUCCAAAACCCAACUAUAAAGAAUUAAUUAAUCAGGCUUACGCAAGGCGUAAUAUACCUGAGGAGGAACUUAAUCUACAAAUUAUAAAAAAAACUCUAAAUGUUGAUACCCAAGUUAUAAGAACUAAUGUCAAUAAUGUUCCAAGAGCAGCAGCACAAGUUGAUAGAGUUCAACAAAGUUCACCGCAUCUUGUAAAUGUAGUUAACAAUCAACCAAAUAUAUCGCCGGCACCAGAUACAUAUAGAAACGAAACGUAUCGUCCAGAUCUUUUACCACAUCAUAUGCAAUCACAAGCGAGAACACCGGUUGGACCUAUAAUUUCAAAUAUAAGACCACCAGUAAUAAAACAAGAAGAAAAAAUAUCUAAUUAUUCCCCCCUGGAUCUUUCUAUGCGUACAGUGAAAACAAAGGCUGAUUCCACUGAAUACAAAUACAAAUGUUAUUCGUCAAGUUCUCCAAGCGUUGACUGCAAAUAUGGUUUGCCAAGAGUAGAUUUUACACCUAAUUUUUCUAUGCAUGCUUCUGAUAGAAAUGUUAUUAUAAAACCAAAUGGACAUUCACGAAUGGAACAAAAUGAGUGCGUUACUUACACAUCAGCAGACUUAAGUCACAUUCCUGCCAUGACUGUGCCGCGAGGUGAACAAACUCCUUUGCCUAAAAAGCAAUAUAAUGAAAGUAAUUCACUAAUAUUUAACAACUCAACCCAAUAUAAAGCAAAUCCACGAAGUGCUGUAAUACCAAAUGAGCCGGCAUUGACUUCAAAAGCUAACUUACAGCGGAAAACCGGUUCUCUUGUAAUAAAAUCAACAACAAAUGCCGUUGUUAGUUGUGAUGUAAAUAUAUGCCAAGUACGCCCAAGUGUACUGGAAACAAAUCCUUUUGCAACUGUUAAAAGUAUAAAAAGUGAACCGAAAAUUUCGGAAAGAAAUAUGUUUGCAGUUGAUAAAUUACCACCAGAUACUAGUAUUAUGCCUUUACCAAAGACUGUAGUAACUGGUCCACCUUCGAAUCCAGGCAUACCUCCAAUAGAUAAAAAAGUUGAACCUGCAACACAAUCGAAUUAUCAUAAAGCAUGUGAACUAAAUCGCAAUUAUUUGGGAAGGAAGCGUCAUUUACAUGAAUACUCUAAUUCCAAUCUGAACUAUGUUGAACCAGUUUCUAAACAACCGCGAUAUCAAGAACCGUAUUCAAAAUUCGAAAAUAUGCGUUCUGCAGAUAUAUCUGUUAUUGCGGUUAAUGAGAAGUCUUUAGAAAACGAAAAAAGUAAAACAGCUGAAAAGUCUAUCCAGGCUGAAGUUACAAAUUACCCACUACCACCUAACCAUAUAGAUAUACCAAUUGUUAAUGAAAACAUAGUUUUUAAAGAGGAGCCUGUAACGCCAACUUCAGAUGUUGUUCCCAUACCAAUUACGCCACCAGUUCCAGUAAAAACAGAAACUAACUUUGCUGCAAGAAUUAGAACGAAAGCUGAACUUAAAGGAUUUACUUUCAAUCCACCAAUUGAAAAUACAGACUCCACACCGCCGAUAAUAUCAGUACUUCCUACUGUAAUAAAGGAAGAACCUUCUGUUCCCGUUUCAAACAUAGAGUUGCCGUCCAUAUCUGGUUUAACGGAGGAUUUUAGUGCCGGAAGUCUUUUAGAUUUUA